Molecule: messenger RNA, 2495 nt
Organism: Nothobranchius furzeri (turquoise killifish)
Lineage: Eukaryota; Metazoa; Chordata; Actinopteri; Cyprinodontiformes; Nothobranchiidae
Source: RefSeq, a predicted model, not a curated record
GUAGAAAUAAUUUUAGCUGGAGCAGGAAGUUGCUUAGCUUGUGCGCGUGCCUGAGGGAGAGGCGCUCGAGCGCUGUAUCAUUUGUGCCGAUGAUUUAAUAAUCUACUUUCAUGUCACACGAAAACAAAAUUAAAGUAACUCGGAAGAGUUUCCAGCAAACGUAGGUUAGUAAAACGUACUGGUGUUUUUACCAGAGUUGUAACUACUAAAUGAACCUUAUCUGAUACUAAAUCCAACGAUUCUUAUAAAUACUUCAUUAUAAAAUCCCAUAAAAGAAUAACAUGUUACAAUGCAUUUCCUUUAACCUUUUUAUUUAGUAGGUUUCAAAGGAAAAAUGCUGGUAAAAUCUAGAUGAGUAAUUAAUGACUCAUGUCUGAAACUAAUCUCGGCACAGGUGUUAUUUAAACACCUUAAACUUUUUCCAAUUUAAAUAGAAAUAUCGUUAUGAAGAAUAUGUGAAAGUCUUUGUGAUCAGCUGUGAUUUUUUUUUUUUUUUUUUUUUUUUUUUUUUUUGCUGUUUUAGGGCAUUUAGAUCUUUCUAAAAAAAGUUUUCAGUUCAGAGCAGACCUGUUUUAGGAUCUUUGCUUGCUUGUUCAUGAGAUGCCUGCAACAUACAGUCCUGUGUAAAUCAGUAUGUUAUGAUCACUAACAGGAAGUUAGAAGACAACAAAAGAAAAUCAUAAUAUUUUUAAAAAGAAAAGACCCUUUUUUUUGCAUCGACAUUUAGAGUCAGCCCAAAGAUAAUUAUUUUUGAAGAAAUCCCUGUAUUUCUUUACUUUUAUUCAUCAGUAAAAGUGUUUUUGCAAAGAAAACUAUAGAUUUUUAUUCAGGGGAGACAUGUUCUUUUUACUCAAGUGUGUUAAAAAGAAGCAAAUAUCUAAAACCCUUGGUAAUGAUUCAUUUUACAUUACAAAUUAACGAUAUUUAGCUAAUUCAGGUUUCACCCUUUUGCAUCAGGUUUGUCUAAGUGGCUGUGUCUCCCAUAGCAGUUAUAUUUUAUAUUACCGUUUUAAUUAAUUCCUUUUAGCUUUUCUAGAGUGCACAGAAAUUUCUGGAGGACUUCAUGCAAGUACUGUGUUUCUGAGAUUGUAUGAAUUUAAUUAAAUAUUUUGUGCUUUCAGGCCACAAGUAGCUCUAUGUCUUCUUCCCCCAUAAAAUCCCGUCUCCACAUGAGAAAGAAGCUCUUCAGGCUCUCACUGUCGGUUCUGGAGGCUUGUAUGAACAAUUGUGGAAAGCGGUUCCGCAGCGAGGCAGCUAAGUUUCGCUUUCUGAAUGAACUUAUCAAAGUCUUAACGCCAAAGUCCUUUGGCGCGUGGAGUCCACAGAAAGUUAAAGACAGAGUGACGGAGGUCUUCUACGGCUGGACGCUCUGGCUUAAAGAGGAACCUAAGAUUCAGGAAGCCUACAACAUGCUGAAGAAACAAGGCAUCGUGAAGAAGGAUCCCACACUUCCAGACACAGUUGUUAUGGCUCCUCCGCCUCAAAGAACCACAGAGUCUGUUUUUUGAUCAAGACGACAAGGCCAAGAUGUUGGUUAGACUACUGAGGAGUGGCCAUCCUGAAGACCUGGAAACUGCCAACAGGCUCAUUAAAAGCACCAUCCAGGAGGCGAGGAGCACUGCAGCACUGCUGGUCCUCAUAUUUGAUUUAAUGGUGGUAUGGAUGAAUCUUUGGAUGAAUCUUCGGUUGUGUCUUAGGAGCAGGAAAAGGCUGAGAAAGUGUCAAAGCGAGAGUCAACCCUGAUGGAGGUUGAGAGCAGCACCAACCAGCUGAGAGAGCUUCUGUAUCAGCACAUCGAUAAUGAAACCUCGUUACAAACCAGUGAUGACAUGAAGGCAUGUUGCGUUUCAAACUGAUGUUUGUUAAUAAUAUCCGACUGUUAACAACAAAAAUUACUUACCAGAGUCUUACUCCACCCACACUUCUUUUUUGAUAUUUCAUCACUGUUUUGGGUCUGUUACAGAUCUUGGCUGAACAUUUGUUAUUUUAUUGUAAAUUUCAGAUAUGCCAUGUAUUUAAAAUGUUCAAAUAAGUGUAACCGUCAGUACUGUUAUGACAUAUUUCCAUUAACACUAACAAGCUUCCGGUUUCACUCUGUAACCAGUUGCCACCCUCAGUUAGGCUGUCCCCAUAUCUGCCGGUCUUUUAAGAGUUGCCUAAAACCCCACCUCCUCCGCUCGACGUUCCCCUGAACGUGUUUGAGGUCGGCCUUCUUUUUUGUUGAUUUUAUUUCCCUGUUUUCAUUGGUGUUUUUAUCCCUUGUUUUAUCCAUUUGUUUCUACUUUUAAAUGUUUUACCUUUUUUGCACUAUUUGAAUUGCUUUUAUUAUCUAUUUAUUCAUUGUGUUUCACAUUUCUUAUGUACUGUGUUCAGCGCCUAGGGCUUCCUGACAGGGUUUCGGAAGGCGCUUUAUAAAUAAAGCUCUGAUUGAUUGAUUUGAUUUACCUUGACAUUCUGACCAUAAACAUUAAAUUGCUCACUCUUGCAGUUUUAAA